AUGGGUACCGGUACCAAUACAGUCACGUUGAGGAAGCAGCAAACGGCCAUUGUCUGCGCUACACCUCCAAAGGAGUCGGGUCGUAAUCUUCGCAAGGGAGUUUGGCAGCUGGCUCGGCUGCACACAAAGGAAGCAUGGCUGUGCUGGUACCCAGCUGUAUGGGGAUUAUGUCUUUCAGCUGGCACGCAAGACAUUCGCCUUGAUAUUUUACAGAUGGCGAAGAUACUAUUUGGUAUCUGGAGCAGCGUCACAGUGACCCACUGCGCCUUUUGCACAUGGGACCAAUGCGAGGCCUCGCUGACAGCUGUUCCUAGUGAUAUCUGCGACGUCGAAUUUGAUAAGCAGGUAGAGCGUUGCAAAGUACGUCCGCUACCAGCUGGUAUGCUGACCGUUGGGGAAGCCUACGCUGCAUUGCUGGCGUGGCUACCGAUCGUGUUCGGUGUGACAUACCUUACCCUUGGAGAGGCCGGUGUGUGUACAUUUGCCCCUGUGUGGAUUCUCAGUACCAUAUAUCCAUUCAUGAAGCGGGUGACCUCUUUCCCGCAGAUUGUGCUUGGUGCCAUUAUUGGGGCGGCUGUGUUUCCGGGUUGGGCCUCCGUCACCGGCGAUCUGACCACGCUCAGCCAAGGACUACCGCUGUUCUUUGCUACGGCAAGCUGGGUUGUGUACUUUGAUCUCUUCUACGCUGAACAGGAUCGUCCCGACGACAUCAAAGCCGGUGUCAAGUCACUUGCAGUCUUACUCGGAGAUCACGUCCACUUCUUUCUAGCUUUCUUGGGCAUUCUGCAAAUUGCUUUCUUUACUAUGACUGGACUGAGGGCUCAGAUGUCGCCCGUCUUUUGGAUUCUCGGCUUGGGUGUGUGGACCGCCAAUGUGAUUUGGCACGUAGCCUCAUUGGAUCUCAACAACCGCAAAUCCGGCGGCAAGAUCUUCAAGGCAAACAUCAUGUUGGGGCUGUACAUGACAGUAAUUUCUGUGCUGGAGCUAGCGCUCUCGAGGCUCUCUUUGUCGGACCUGGGGCACAUUGGCCAGUCCUUGACUGGCAUGCAUGUGUCGUGA
Molecule: messenger RNA, 1059 nt
Organism: Paraphaeosphaeria sporulosa
Lineage: Eukaryota; Fungi; Ascomycota; Dothideomycetes; Pleosporales; Didymosphaeriaceae
Product: prenyltransferase
Exons: 4
Coding region: 1-1059 (352 amino acids)
Biological process (GO): ubiquinone biosynthetic process
Cellular component (GO): membrane
Molecular function (GO): transferase activity, transferring alkyl or aryl (other than methyl) groups
Source: RefSeq, a predicted model, not a curated record